Molecule: messenger RNA, 3602 nt
Organism: Pteropus alecto (black flying fox)
Lineage: Eukaryota; Metazoa; Chordata; Mammalia; Chiroptera; Pteropodidae
Gene: HDAC4
Product: histone deacetylase 4
Exons: 26
Coding region: 211-3480 (1089 amino acids)
Biological process (GO): negative regulation of transcription by RNA polymerase II; chromatin organization
Cellular component (GO): histone deacetylase complex
Molecular function (GO): histone deacetylase activity
Source: RefSeq, a predicted model, not a curated record
UUCACGCAUGUCGCCGGACAGUCCUCUCCUGAGAGCGCGGGACACCUGCCCCCUCCGACCUCCUGGCCUGUGAGACGCAGUCGCCGGGGCCCGGCCCUCCCAUUGCUGGACUUGCAUGUGUCCCUGGGACUUUGGGGCCCUUUGGAGCUAUUGUUUACGUGGGAAUUUUGAGCCAUCGUGAGUCGCCGACAGGAGCAGACGCUUCUAGCAAUGAGCUCCCAAAGCCACCCAGAUGGACUUUCUGGCCGAGACCAGCCCGUGGAGCUGCUGAACCCCGCCCGCGUGAACCACGUGCCUAGCUCGGUGGAUGUGGCCUCGGCGCUGCCCCUGCAAGUGGCGCCCCCGGCGGUGCCCAUGGACCUGCGCCUGGACCACCAGUUCCCGCUGGCCGUGUCGGAGCCCGCGCUGCGGGAACAGCAGCUGCAGCAGGAGCUCCUGGCCCUCAAGCAGAAGCAGCAGCUGCAGCGGCAAAUCCUCAUCGCCGAGUUCCAGCGGCAGCACGAGCAGCUGUCCCGGCAGCACGAGGCCCAGCUCCACGAGCACGUCAAGCAACAGCAGGAGCUGCUGGCCAUGAAGCACCAGCAGGAGCUGCUGGAGCAUCAGCGGAAGCUGGAGCGGCACCGCCAGGAGCAGGAGCUGGAGAAGCAGCACCGGGAGCAGAAGCUGCAGCAGCUCAAGAACAAGGAGAAAGGCAAAGAGAGUGCCGUGGCCAGCACGGAGGUGAAGAUGAAGUUGCAGGAGUUCGUCCUGAACAAGAAGAAGGCGCUGGCCCACCGCAACCUGAACCACUGCGUGGCCAGUGACCCCCGCUACUGGUACGGGAAGACGCAGCACAGCUCCCUGGACCAGAGCUCUCCGCCCCAGAGUGCGGCAUCGGCCACCUACAAGCACCCGGCCCUGGGCAUGUAUGACGCCAAGGACGACUUCCCUCUGCGGAAGACAGCCUCUGAGCCCAACCUGAAGCUGCGGUCCCGGCUGAAGCAGAAAGUGGCCGAGAGGCGCAGCAGCCCCUUGCUGCGCAGGAAGGACGGGCCCAUGGCCGCCGCCCUGAAGAAGCGCCCCUUGGACGUCACAGACUCCGCGUGCAGCAGCGCCCCGGGCUCCGCCCCCAGCUCACCCAACAACAGCUCCGGGAGCGUCAGCGCGGAGAAUGGCAUCGCGCCCACCAUGCCCAGCCUCCCGGCCGAGACCAACUUGGCACACAGACUGGUGACGCGAGAGGGCUCGAUGGCCCCCCUCCCCCUGUACACGUCGCCGUCCUUGCCCAACAUCACGCUGGGACUUCCCGCCACCGGCCCUUCUGCUGGGGCGGCCGGCCAGCAGGAAGCCGAGCGCCUGGCUCUCCCAGGCCUGCAGCAGCGGCUGGCGCUCUUCCCCGGCACCCACCUCGCCCCCUACCUGAGCACGGCGCCCCUGGAGCGGGACGGCGGGCCGGCGCACAGCCCCCUGCUGCAGCACAUGGUACUCCUGGAGCAGCCGCCUGCACAGGCGCCCCUCGUGCCAGGCCUGGGAGCGCUGCCCCUGCACGCGCAGCCCCUGGUGGGCGCGGACCGCGUGUCGCCGACCGUGCACAAGCUGCGGCAGCACCGGCCGCUGGGGCGCACGCAGUCGGCCCCGCUGCCCCAGAGCGCGCAGGCGCUGCAGCAGCUGGUGGUCCAGCAGCAGCACCAGCAGUUCCUGGAGAAGCACAAGCAGCAUUUCCAGCAGCCGUUCCAGCCGCCGCAGCUGCACCUGAGCAAGCCCUUCCUGUCCCCGAGUGAGCACGUGGGGAGUGAGGAGCAAGGACAGGGGCGCACGAAGCACCAGCAGCCGCACUGUGUGACGAGCUUUUCCACCCGUGUUUCUGGCACGUGGACCGAGGCCUCUUGGUUAAAACCGAGACGACAGCAGACUGCACUAGACAGGCUGGGGGCUCCCGGGGCCUACGGUGUCCGUCCGUGGCCAGUGGCCCGGUGUGCUCCCGCACUGCGCGCUGCACGCGGGCGGGCGGGGCGCGCUCUGCAGAAGGGUGCGACGAGGGGCCGCCUGAAGCAGCAGUGCCUGUCUCCCCAGCAAGCGCUCCUCCUGGAACAGCAGCGGAUCCACCAGCUGAGGAACUUCCAGGCCUCCAUGGAGGCCGCCGGCAUCCCCGUGUCCUUCGGUGGCCACCGGCCUCUGUCCCGGGCACAGUCGUCCCCAGCGUCUGCCACCUUCCCCAUGUCUGUGCAGGAGCCCCCCGCCAAACCACGGUUCACCACAGGCCUGGUGUACGACACGCUCAUGCUGAAGCACCAGUGCACCUGCGGGAACACCAACAGCCACCCGGAGCACGCCGGCAGGAUCCAGAGCAUCUGGUCCCGGCUGCAGGAGACCGGCCUACGAGGCAAAUGCGAGUGCAUCCGCGGACGCAAGGCCACCCUGGAGGAGCUGCGGACCGUGCACUCGGAGGCUCACGCCCUGCUCUACGGCACAAAUCCCCUCAACAGGCAGAAACUGGACAGUUCGCUGACGUCCGUCUUUGUCCGGCUGCCCUGUGGUGGUGUUGGGGUGGACAGCGACACCAUAUGGAACGAGGUGCACUCGUCGGGGGCCGCCCGCCUGGCCGUGGGCUGCGUGGUGGAGCUGGUGUUCAGAGUGGCCACAGGGGAGCUGAAGAAUGGCUUUGCCGUGGUCCGCCCGCCGGGACAUCACGCGGAGGAGAGCACGCCCAUGGGCUUCUGCUACUUCAAUUCCGUGGCCAUCGCAGCCAAGCUCCUCCAGCAGAGGCUGAGCGUGAGCAAGAUGCUCAUCGUGGACUGGGAUGUGCACCACGGCAACGGGACCCAGCAGGCCUUCUACAGCGACCCGAGUGUCCUGUACAUCUCCCUGCAUCGCUACGACGACGGCAACUUCUUCCCGGGCAGCGGCGCCCCCGACGAGGUGGGCGCAGGGCCAGGCGUGGGCUUCAACGUCAACAUGGCUUUCACUGGUGGCCUCGACCCCCCGAUGGGGGACGUGGAGUACCUGGCGGCCUUCCGAAUGGUCGUCAUGCCAAUAGCAAAUGAGUUUGGCCCGGACGUGGUGCUGGUGUCGUCGGGCUUCGACGCCGUGGAGGGCCACCCCACACCCCUGGGCGGCUACAACCUCUCCGCCAAAUGUUUCGGGUACCUGACGAAGCAGCUGAUGGGCUUGGCCGGCGGCCGGAUCGUUCUGGCCCUGGAGGGGGGCCACGACCUCACGGCCAUUUGCGACGCCUCGGAAGCAUGUGUUUCUGCUUUGCUGGGAAACGAGCUCGAUCCUCUUCCAGAAAAGGUUCUACAGCAGAGACCCAAUGCGAACGCCGUCCGCUCCAUGGAGAAGGUCAUUGAAAUCCACAGCCGGUACUGGCCCUCGCUGCACCGGCUGUCGUCCUCGGUGGCCUCCUCCCUGGUCGAGGCCCAGCAGUGCGAGAACGAGGAGGCCGAGACCGUCACCGCCAUGGCUUCUCUGUCCGUGGGCGUGAAGCCAGCAGAGAAGAGGUGAGCCCCGGGCCGCGGAAGGCCUGGCCUUUGCUCUCAGGCCCGGCGCACAGCUCGCCCACGGGGCCCGCCAUCCGCACCAGGGCGAGUGUCCGGGUGACUAGAUCCCUGCCGCAUGGCCACCUC